This is a messenger RNA of Oppia nitens, 2500 nucleotides long. It is a transcript of the gene Lztr1, whose product is annotated as leucine-zipper-like transcriptional regulator 1. Gene Ontology annotation, cellular component: Golgi apparatus. The record is from RefSeq and is a predicted model, not a curated record. Gene Ontology annotation, molecular function: protein binding. NCBI's taxonomy places the organism in Eukaryota, Metazoa, Arthropoda, Arachnida, Sarcoptiformes, Oppiidae.
GUUAUUACAUUUGAGUGGUCUUUAAAUGAAGAGUUGAGUUAACAGUAAAUAUUGAUUGAAUUGUCAGUCGAUGUGAUUAGUGUUGUACUCAAUGGAUGCCAAUGUCCGCAGUGGUGGCCAACAAAGUACCGGCGGUUCUGAAUACUUGAGUCUGGACUUCGGGCCAAUGGAAACUGUCCACCGAUGGCGACGAUGUUGUGAAUGCGAUGAAUUUGUGGGCAGCCGUCGGUCCAAACAUACGAUUGUCAGCUAUAAGUCGGCGAUUUAUGUCUUCGGCGGCGACAACGGAAAGCAUAUGUUGAAUGAUUUGUUGCGAUUUGAUGUCAUCGACAACUCUUGGUGUCGGGCCUUCACGUUAGGAAUUCCGCCGACCAGUCGUUAUCAUCAUUCGGCUGUUGUUUACGAAAAUUCGAUGUUUGUCUUCGGCGGUUAUACGGGAGAUAUACACUCCAACUCAAACUUAACAAAUCGCAACGAUUUAUAUGAAUACAAAUUCACUUCUGGCCACUGGACAGAGUGGAAGUUUGACACAAAGUUAAUGCCUGUCCCCCGAUCAGCACAUGGAUGCGCUGUUUAUGACCAAAAGCUAUGGAUUUUUGCUGGUUAUGAUGGCAAUGCUCGGCUUAAUGACAUGUGGACAAUACCAUUGACCGGUGAUCAUCGAGUUUGGGAAGAAGUACAGCAAAUCGGUGACUGUCCGCCCACUUGUUGUAAUUUUCCUGUAGCCGUUGCCCGCGAUUGUAUGUUUGUGUUUAGCGGUCAAUCGGGAGCUAAAAUGACAAACGAUUUGUUUCAAUUUCAUUUCAAAACCAAAACAUGGACCAGAAUUGCCACAACUGAACACAUCUUGAGAGCACCUCCGCCGCCAUCUCGACGUUAUGGCCAUACAAUGGUUGCUUUUGAUCGACACUUAUAUGUGUUUGGAGGUGCAGUUGAUUCAACCCUUCCCAGUGAUUUGCACAGUUUUGAUUUGGACACCAAAACCUGGUCAGUGGUUCAGCCAUCAUCUGAUAGUGAAGUGCCAUCUAGUCGUUUGUUUCAUGCGGUCACUGUUAUCAGUGACGCUAUGUAUGUGUUUGGCGGAACAAUUGACAAUAACACCCGAAGCAGUGAAUUAUUUCGAUUUCAAUUUUCAUGUUAUCCAAAAUGUACUCUUCAUGACGAUUUUGGACGACUUCUGGAGAAGAAACAUACAAAAGAAGAGGUAAACUUUUAUGACUUGGAGUUUAUUGUCAGCAACAAUGAUAGUACACAAGUGACGACAAUCCCGGCACACAUAGCUUUCUGUGCCGCGCGAUCUCAUUACUUGAGAAAUAAAAUAAGAGCCGCACAAGACUUAAGACUAGAUUCUGGUUUGCCAUCAAUGGAUCGACAAAAUAGUUUCGAUGAUAAGCCACGUCUGCAGAUAAUGUUGAAGAAUGUGAAUCCGGAUGCACUGGAACUGGUGCUUAACUAUAUCUAUACGGAUAGAAUUGAUCCAAACAAGAAAUCAAAGGAUCCAUUAAGUAAUAAGAUAGUCCUACUGAUGAUGGAUGUCUAUACUCUUGCCGUACGAUUUCAAAUGAAACGAUUAGAGCACUUGUGUGUACUGUAUCUGAACGCCGCAAUCAAUCACUCCAAUGUAUUGGUUGCCAUUCAAAAUGCCACUCAAUUGAAAUUGGAUUUUAUUAAAGAGUUUUGUAUGAAAUUUAUAGUGAAAGAGCAAAACUAUUCACACAUUGUUAUGAGCAAAGAAUUUGAGACAUUAUCUCAGCCUUUAAUGGUUGAGAUUAUUAGACGAAAACAAAUGCCAAACGUUCGUACAUUUGGAUCUAAUUUAGACUCAAAGCAUUGUAAUCCAAAUACGUCUAGUCUUAGUCGCGAUAAGACUAAUGGGAAACCGGCAACAUUUGGCACAACUCUUGAACAGGAUAUGGAACUGUUUCUUACGUCUUCUGGUAAAGAGUUUUGCGACAUUACUCUUAUGGUAGGAUCUCACGGAAUUAGUACUCAUAAGAGUGUAUUAGCUGCUCGUUCAGCUUAUUUUGAGGCCAUGUUUCGGUCAUUGCCACCACAGAACAAUAUGGUGACCGUCACUAUCGGUGAAUUGGUGCCAUCGGUUCAAUCAUUUGAGACAUUAUUGCGUUAUAUAUAUUAUGGUGAAGUCAAUAUGCCUCCAGAGGAUAGUCUAUAUUUAUUUACUGCUCCCAACUUCUAUGGAUUUACAAACAAUCGUUUGCAGACAUUUUGUAAGCAAAAUCUUGAAAUUAAUGUUACGGCAGAUAAUGUCAUUCAAAUACUGGAGGCGUCCGAUAAAAUCAAAGCAAAUGAAAUGAAGAAACACGCCCUCAAUCUUAUAGUACAGUCGUUCCCCAAAGUGGCCCGAUUGCCACUAAUACGUGACCUCAGUCGCCAAUUAUUACUGGACAUUAUCGGCGCACUGGCCGAUGCUAAUGCAGAGUACAAUGAUAGCCCAUUGCUCAGUAGUGGUAUAUCAACUGACACUAUCCUUAAUAUAUAA